CCUCGUUAAUCUUAGUUUUUGCUCAGCAGCAUUUCACUAUCGGCUUCUAAACCUGCAGAGGAGCGUCUCUGUCUGUCAGGCACGUGUUUGUGUGCUGACGAAAGGCCUGAACAAUUCGAGUGAGGAUCUUCGGGUGGGAUAGGAGAAGGAAAGAGAUAGAGAGUAGUUAAAAUUUUCGAUUGUGAUGGACGUAUUGGAAGAUUUAGAGUUAGAGAAAAAUCCCUUUGAGGGGCGACCCGUGCAAGAUGAAAUUGUCCUUGCGAUUCUCCGGUUUCUGCCCUGGUAUGAGGUGUUUCGUUUGCGUGUAGUUUGUAAGAAAUGGAAUGAAAUCCUUAGGAGUGCAUUGUUUCGAGAGAAGUGGCACAGGGAUCCGAAUCAAGUUCCCCUUUGCUUCUCGAGCUGUUGUAGGAUUCAGGGCAACACGUUCUAUAAUCCCGCCACCGAAAGUUGGCAUGUCUGUGAGGGCGAUUUUGCCGUUUUCAAGAGAAAUUCCAGCAUUUGCGCGUAUGGUGUGAAGGAGGAUGAAGAGUUUCAUGUCGUUGGCGCUGCCGAGGGCCUUCUCUUACUACAGGUAGUGCACGAUGAGGAUCCUUAUUCAGAUGACGAAAAAUCUACGUAUGAUUUGUACGUGGCCAACCCGUUGUAUCCGUCAAACCUGAAGAAGUUGAUUCUUCUGCCAGAAUUGCACUAUGUGGAAACCAGCAGAGUUAUCGGAAUGAUGUGGAACGAGGUUACACACUCUCAUCAGGUUCUCGCAGCAUACUAUCCUCAUGGUGUCUCGGACCAAGGGUAUCUGGAUGAAGAGGAGGAGGAGGAUGGACCCUAUGACGAGAGUAGCGGCUGGGUUUUCUUCAAUUACGAUUUGAAGACUGAUGAGUGGAGUCAGGUUGCAAGAUGGCCCGAGGAGAAAUUCCGACAUUUUCAAAGUCCAUCAAUGUCAGAAGGCCAGUUAUACUGCCUAGGAAAGCUUUCGCAUCCUCCUUCUUCUCUAGUGCGAUCACGUAGGUACCGUGUGUAUCAUCUUGAUAACUCAAAUCUGAAUUGGCUCCAUGAACCCACGUGGGUGGGUGACAGUGAUAUCGGGCUACCGCAUCCCCUUGACUUUGCCACUCUUUUCCAUCGCGAGGACAAAGAAUGGCCUGGAUACAAGACUAUGGUAGCAGGUGGCACUGUAGAUCGUCACAUUUUUCAGAUCGAAGGUCCUACCUUGAGGAACUUUUAUAUCUGGAGAAUUAUGGAAGAAUACGAGGACGAAGAGAACGUGUGGGUGGAGGCUCACCUCAUGCCUGAAGAUCUUUUGACAAGAAUCAACGAUCGUUCUAUUCAGUGCCAGUUUAGGUGUGCAGGGAACGGUAGAUUCCUCUGCGUUGCAAACUCGUGGAACGAUGUCAUAAUGUGUGAUAUGGCAACCGAUUCCUGGUGGAUGCUUCCAGCGCAUCCCUCUGGUUUUGAUUAUGACUCGGAAGAGGCGUUCGCUCUGCAUCUGUGCGAGCCUAGAGUGGACAUUUUCCUUGAAAAUGUUGGAAACGAAGUGUUGAUAGAGUAGAGAUGUUCCGUUUGAAGCUCGACCAGUAUUGGUAGAAGAAUUCCCCGUGUUUGGAGCUUAAGAUUAAUCUGUAUCCGGAGUGGCGGCCUGUCGUAGACCUGGAUUCCAUCGGCUGGUUUAUUCGUGUAGAAUCGUUAGGGUAGUUUCACAGUGUCCUGAAGGCUGAUUGUGGUGUAGGCUAGUGUUGAAAGUGUGUUGAUUCUGUGUAUUGAAUCGAAUCGGGACAUUAUAGAAGCAUAUUCUGCUUUCAGAAAAUGGUCGUUCCAGAAACUGAUUUGCUUCUGCUCUCUUGGUUUGAUUAUCUUCUAGUAUACCUGAUGUGCACGUCCGCAGUUCUUGCUGGGGGCUAUGAAUGAUAUGGUCCGCCGUUUCUGAAAUUUUCGAGACAACCUAUGACAUCACAGAUUUACAAUUAAAAUCGGAAACGCUGAUUUGAAUUGUUGAUUUUACUGUUUGUUUUUUUGAUCGUGAGGGCAGCGUGAGGUUAUGAGAGAAACGGAUGAGACUCCGGAAGUCUUCUUAAAGUCAAGCUGAAUUAUACGAUUCGAACAUCCUCACGAGCCAUAUGCAUUGAAGUUUGUGAAAGAAUAACGUCGAACAGUUCAACUACCGAAGCUUCGCUCUCCCCGAUCGGCAUGGACCCUAGUUUUAAAUAUCCGUCAGAUGAUGUUGUGAG
Messenger RNA from Marchantia polymorpha subsp. ruderalis, 2222 nucleotides. The record is from the annotation of a GenBank genome assembly. Lineage: Eukaryota; Viridiplantae; Streptophyta; Marchantiopsida; Marchantiales; Marchantiaceae.